Messenger RNA from Acomys russatus (golden spiny mouse), 1343 nucleotides. It is a transcript of the gene Rsad2, whose product is annotated as radical S-adenosyl methionine domain containing 2. The coding region runs from base 143 to 1222 and encodes 359 amino acids. Gene Ontology annotation, biological process: positive regulation of immune response; defense response to virus. The transcript is spliced from 6 exons. Gene Ontology annotation, cellular component: mitochondrion; endoplasmic reticulum membrane; endoplasmic reticulum. The record is from RefSeq and is a predicted model, not a curated record. Gene Ontology annotation, molecular function: 4 iron, 4 sulfur cluster binding; catalytic activity. NCBI's taxonomy places the organism in Eukaryota, Metazoa, Chordata, Mammalia, Rodentia, Muridae.
CAGAAAACAGAAACCCUGCUCAGCUGAGACUUCCUCAAGGGAGGUAUUUCCCUCCUCCUUGUGACAGAAUGCUCGGCGAGGGGUGUGGCUGGUCUGCAGCUUAUAAACCCUCAUAGGCAGCCACAGGUGUGUGCUGAUCACAAUGGGGAUGCUGGUGCCUACCGCUCUUGCUGCGUGGCUGCUGAGCCUGUUCCAGCAGCAGCUAGACUCCCUCUGGAGUGGCUUCCUCAUCCUGUUCUGCUGGCUGAGAGUAGCGCUGUGGUGGCUAGGUCCUGGAAAGGGACGGCCACACGUCCAGGGUGAGCCUGGGGAGACCCAGGAAGAACAGGACAGUGCUCAGCCCACAACCCCCGUUAGUGUCAAUUACCACUUCACUCGUCAGUGCAACUACAAAUGCGGCUUCUGCUUCCACACAGCCAAGACAUCCUUCGUGCUGCCCCUGGAGGAGGCCAAGCGAGGACUGCUUCUGCUCAAACAGGCCGGUAUGGAGAAGAUCAACUUUUCAGGAGGAGAACCCUUCCUGCAGGACAAGGGUGAAUAUGUGGGCAAGCUUGUGAGGUUCUGCAAGGAGGAGCUAGCCCUGCCCUCUGUGAGCAUAGUGAGCAAUGGCAGCCUUAUCCGGGAGAAGUGGUUCAAGGACUAUGGAGAGUAUUUGGAUAUUCUCGCUAUCUCCUGUGACAGUUUUGAUGAGCAGGUUAAUGUCCUCAUUGGCCGUGGUCAAGGAAAAAAGAACCAUGUGGAAAACCUUCAAAAGCUGAGGAAGUGGUGCUGGGAUUACAAGGUGGCUUUCAAGAUCAAUUCUGUCAUUAAUCGCUUCAAUGUGGACGAAGACAUGAAUGAGCACAUCAGGGCUCUGGGUCCUGUCCGCUGGAAGGUUUUCCAGUGCCUCCUAAUUGAGGGUGAGAACUCGGGAGAAGAUGCCCUGAGGGAAGCAGAAAGAUUUCUUAUAAGUGAUGAAGAAUUUGAAGCAUUCUUAGAGCGUCACAAAGAGGUGUCCUGCUUGGUGCCUGAGUCUAACCAGAAGAUGAAAGACUCCUACCUUAUUCUGGAUGAAUAUAUGCGCUUUCUGAACUGUACCGGCGGCCGGAAGGACCCUUCCAAGUCCAUCCUGGAUGUCGGGGUGGAGGAAGCGAUAAAAUUCAGUGGAUUUGAUGAAAAGAUGUUUCUGAAGCGCGGAGGGAAGUAUGUCUGGAGCAAGGCUGACCUGAAGCUGGACUGGUGAGGCGGAGGCGAGAGGGAGCCCCUGAGCAGCUACGGGGAGGCCCAGGGGCAGCUGUCCUCCACCUCCCUGCAUCUUCUGUCUGUCUAAGGAUUGCUGUUAUGGAGAAGGCAGUCUGGUUUUU